GUGCUUUAAGAUCAUCUUAUCUAUGGAAAAAUGUCGCAUAUAAGACAUCAUUUUCCAAAUCAUGUCCGGAGGUGUCUUAAGAUAUGGAUUUGCAAGAUUUCGAUGACGAUAUUCCUGAUCUGAUCAUUGAAUUAAUGAUACGUACUCCCAAGCGAUACAUACGAGAUGGACAUAACCCCUUUGAAUUUUAUAAUGAAAUUGAAUUUAAACGUCGCUUUCGAUUUUCUAAAGAAGCUGUAAUGUAUGGGCUUUUACCGAAAGUUGAAGAAGAUUUAAUUAAAAUAAAUAAUCGAGGCCUUCCUAUUGCCCCCGUGAUACAAUUACUUGUGAGCUUACGAUUCUACGCGACUGGAAGCUUUCAGUUAGUAUCAGCAGAUAUAAUAAAAAUAUCACAGCCUAGUAUUUCAAGAAUAAUUUCUCGUGUUUCUGUGUUACUUGCUCGAAAUAUUCCUCAUGUAAUAAAGAUGCCAUCUUCUGUGGAAGAAAUUAAUGAAAACCGUACUUUAUUCCGAAACAUGGGAUAUGGAAACAGAGCUACCGGAUUACCUGGAAUUGAUGGUGCUAUUGAUUGCACUCAUAUUCGAUUAACACACACUAGAUUUCAAGGUAUCGAAGAAAUAUAUAGGAAUCGCAAAGGAUACUUUUCUCUUAAUGUACAGGCUGUCGUUGGGGCACGGAUGGAAUUUCUUGAUAUCGUACCAGAGUGGCCAGGAAGCCAACAUGAUAGCCGUAUUUUUCAGAAUUCUAGACUUUAUAUGCGUUAUACAAGACGAGAAUUAACUGGUAUAUUAGUUGGUGAUAACGGCUAUCCUUGUUUGCCGUUUCUUCUGACGCCUAUUUUAAAUCCAGAAACCGAUGAACAAAUCGCGUAUAAUAUCAUCCAUCGAAAAACUAGACUAAUUGUAGAGAGAACAUUUGGAGUUUGGAAACGGCGAUUUCCUUGCUUAGCACGAGGACUUACGACAAAACUGAUUUGUAGUACAACAAUUGUUGUAGCAUGUGCAGUUUUGCAUAAUCUUUCACUUAUUUAUGAUAAUAAACUGCCAGACGAUGAAGAGAAUGAAAUGUAUGAUAAUAACGAUAAUGGAGAGAAUAAUGAAAAUUAUGCAGAAUGGCAACCAGCAGAUGGAUUUAUAAUGAGGAAUGCUAUCAUAGAACGUUUAUUUCAUUAA
This is a messenger RNA of Cyphomyrmex costatus, 1172 nucleotides long. RefSeq names its product putative nuclease HARBI1. Lineage: Eukaryota; Metazoa; Arthropoda; Insecta; Hymenoptera; Formicidae. Bases 84 to 1172 code for a protein of 362 amino acids. The transcript is spliced from 4 exons. The record is from RefSeq and is a predicted model, not a curated record.